This is a messenger RNA of Yamadazyma tenuis ATCC 10573, 1118 nucleotides long. RefSeq lists its product as uncharacterized. Gene Ontology annotation, cellular component: mitochondrion. The record is from RefSeq and is a predicted model, not a curated record. Gene Ontology annotation, molecular function: electron transfer activity; flavin adenine dinucleotide binding. Lineage: Eukaryota; Fungi; Ascomycota; Pichiomycetes; Serinales; Debaryomycetaceae. Gene Ontology annotation, biological process: fatty acid beta-oxidation using acyl-CoA dehydrogenase.
AAUCUGACUCAGUUCACCAGUUCAAUUCAAAAUAAUGUUCAGUGUGUUCAAAAGAGGAUUUGCUUCCACAGUAUACAAGCUUGACACACUCGCAUUUGUGGAGUCUGCUGGUGGCAAGAUUUCUCCCAGUUCAUUAUCGUCACUCAAUGCUGCCAACCAAAUAGGCAAGCCAGUAACAGCGGUGGUAUUCGGUCCAGGUGGUGAAUCCAUUGCUGCUGACGUUUCCAAAAUCCCAACCAUCCAAAAAGUCAUACAAGUUAAAGGGGACAAGUACGAACAUUACUUGGCAGAAGAACUAGCUCCCACCCUUAAAGAAAUCAUCCAAUCUUCUAGCUACACUCACUUCUUAACUAGUGCAUCAGCGGUUGGAAAAUCCGUUUUACCAAGACUCGGUGCAUUGAUAGACUCUCAACCCGUUAGUGACAUUCUUAAGGUUGUUGACGAUUCAACGUUUGUCAGACCUAUUUAUGCUGGUAAUGCAUUGGCUACAGUGAAAAGCAAUGAAAGUGUCAUUUUAGCUUCUGUGAGAGCUUCUGCAUUUACACCAGUUGAUGCCACCGGGGGAUCUGCGGCCAUUGAAGAAUUUAGUUCGUCAGCUGAGUCUGGAAGCAGAACUGAAUUUGUUUCCGAAGAAUUGCUCACCUCAGAAAGGCCUGAAUUAGGUUCUGCUACCAGGAUUGUUUCUGGAGGCCGUGGUUUAAAAAACAAAGAAACCUUUGAUGAACUACUCGAGCCUUUGGCUACCAAACUAAAUGCCGCUAUUGGAGCUUCCAGAGCUGCUGUGGACUCUGGUUUCUGUGACAACUCUUUACAAGUUGGACAAACUGGUAAGAUUGUUGCACCCGAAUUGUACAUUGCGGUGGGUAUUUCUGGGGCCAUUCAACAUUUGGCGGGUAUGAAAGAUUCCCAGACCAUCGUUGCCAUCAAUAAAGACCCUGAAUCUGCCAUUUUCAAUGUUGCCGACAUUGGCUUAGUAGGAGAUUUGAACCAAAUUAUCCCCGAAUUAACUGAAAAGUUGUAAGUAACUUUAGUUUCAAGUUUAUAUUGAUCCCCUCCGCUUAAAAUUUCUCGACAGAGUACGUACGAAUUUAAUACACAUUUACAGAUAGUUGUAUCUC